This is a messenger RNA of Ochotona curzoniae (black-lipped pika), 895 nucleotides long. RefSeq names its product glycine-N-acyltransferase like 3 (gene GLYATL3). Lineage: Eukaryota; Metazoa; Chordata; Mammalia; Lagomorpha; Ochotonidae. Gene Ontology annotation, molecular function: glycine N-acyltransferase activity. Gene Ontology annotation, cellular component: mitochondrion. The transcript has 5 exons. Bases 25 to 888 code for a protein of 287 amino acids. The record is from RefSeq and is a predicted model, not a curated record.
GGCAUUGCAAGAGUUCUGGAGAAGAUGUUGGUGUUAAAUUGUUCUGCCAAGUUGAUGAUACUGGAGAAGAUGUUGAAGAGUCAUUUUCCUGAGUCACUCAAGGUGUUUGGAGCAGUGAUGAACAUAAACCGUGGGAAUCCCUUUCAAAAGGAAGUGGUGCUGGAUUCAUGGCCAGAUUUCAAGGUUGUCAUCACUCGGAGACGGAAAGAGGCUGAGGCGGAUAAUCUUGACCAUUAUACUAACGCCUACGCUGUGUUCUACAAGGAUGCCAUGGCUUACCGACAGCUCAUAGAAGAUCAUGACGUUAUUAAUUGGGACCAAGUUUUUCAGAUACAAGGGCUUCAAAAUGAAUUAUAUGAUGUUUCUAAGGCUGUUGCUGACUCAAAGCAGUUGGCUACAAAGCUAACUUCCUUUAUGGCUGUCCAUUUUUCUCCUGUUUCAUCUCUGCCAGACACCCAUUUUCUAACAGAUUCUCCCCCACGACUAACCUACCUGAGUGUUGCUGAUGCUGAUCUGCUCAACCGUACUUGGUCAAGGGGUGGCAAUGAGCAAUGUCUCCGGUACAUUGCCAACCUCAUUUCCUGCUUCCCCAGUGUGUGUGUCCGUGAUGACAAAGGAAACCCAGUCUCCUGGGCCCUCACAGACCAGUUUGCCACCAUGUGCCACGGCUAUACCCUCCCUGAUCAUCGUAGGAAAGGUUACAGCAGGCUGGUGGCCCUCACGCUAGCCAGGAAAUUGCAAAGCCGGGGAUUCCCUUCUCAGGGAAAUGUCCUGGAUGACAACAAGGCAUCAAUAAGCCUCCUAAACAGUGUUGGCGCUGAGUUCUUGCCCUGUCGUUUUCAUAGGCUUAUUCUUACCCCUGCAGCUUUCUCUGGUCUAACUCAGUGAAACUUCA